GGCCAUCACAUGCCUGCGACACUGCAAGCCGUCCUCGUGACAAUGGAUCAAAGUCCGCCUCUCUUUACGGUCACUGGUUGCACAUGAUAGACUCUUUCUCCAGCUCAGUCUGUCGGCAAGCACUCGUCCUUGACCGUGCAAUGCUACGCCCUGGAUCGUAGCUGACUCGCAGUUCUGUUGUUGUUGUUGUUGUUAGUAACGACGACACGACGACACGACGACACGACGACACGAUGGCGGCCCAGUCGACGUUGCGCCAUUCAGCGUCGGAAGAAAUCAUCAUAGCCUUCGUCGACAAGUACCAGAAGUUAUUCCAGGACCGCCUGCGCAAAAGCUCCCGACGCACCAAGAUCCUCGCCACCAUCGCCCUUGCGACAACCCUCAUAUUUGCUGCAGAAGGCAGCAAGAGAUGGUGGAAACGGAGGCGUGCCGAGAAAGAGCAGGGAAGGAAACUGGUACGGACAAAUUCGUGGCUGCUCAAUAAAGAUGGCUCCCGGACGAUAUACGUCCCCUACAAGGAUAGCACCUCCAAGGUGGUCAUCCGUAGGACGAAAGCCCUGACCUUCGAAGCCCAUCGUCGACUCUUCCUGAAUCCACCCAAGGUGUCGGGUCUUGGGGACGGCACGGUUCCUUCUGCGCAGACGAAGCCGGGUCUCAAUCUUGCCUUCUUGCACCAGUUUUUGAGCUUGAUGAGCAUCAUGAUACCCCGCUGGACCAGUAAAGAAGCGGGGUUACUUGUCAGCCAUGGUGUCUUCCUAAUGCUCCGGACAUAUCUCUCAUUAGUGGUUGCGCGUCUGGAUGGUGAAAUCGUCCGCGAUUUGGUCGCGGGUAAUGGCAAACUGUUUCUCUGGGGUAUUGUCAAGUGGUGCGGGCUCGGAGGGUUUGCUUCUUACACCAACUCCAUGAUCAAAUUCCUGGAGUCCAAGGUCUCCAUUGCAUUCCGAACUCGCCUCACUCGGUAUAUCCAUGAUUUGUACCUCAACGACAACCUCAAUUACUACAAGCUUUCCAACUUGGACGGAGGCGUUGGUCAAGGCGCGGACCAGUUCAUCACCCAAGAUCUGACACUAUUCUGCGCCUCGGCCGCAAAUCUGUACUCCUCGCUCGGAAAACCAUUUGUUGACAUCUGCGUGUUCAACUACCAACUGUAUCAGUCGCUUGGUCCCCUGGCGCUGACUGGUCUUCUGAGUAAUUACUUCUUGACGGCGAGCAUUUUGCGGAAACUUUCACCUCCGUUUGGUAAGCUCAAGGCCGUGGAGGGGCGGAAGGAGGGCGACUUCCGGGCGUUGCAUGCGCGCCUAAUUGCAAACGCCGAAGAGGUAGCCUUUUACGGCGGCGCUGAAAUGGAAAAGUCUUUCUUGAACAGGGAAUUCAAGUCUCUCAAGACUUGGAUGGAGGGCAUCUACAUGCUCAAGAUUCGCUACAACAUCCUAGAAGACUUCAUCCUGAAGUACAGCUGGAGUGCCUACGGCUACCUACUUUCAUCUCUCCCGGUCUUUCUUCCCGCCUGGGGAGGUCUAGGAGGCGCCGGCGAGAUGGCCGAGACCGCUGAGAAGGGACACCGAGAACGCAACCGCAUGAAGGACUUCAUCACUAACAAACGUCUUAUGCUGUCCUUGGCCGACGCUGGCGGUAGAAUGAUGUACUCGAUCAAGGACCUGUCAGAACUGGCAGGGUACACCAGCCGUGUCUACACUUUGAUUUCCACCCUUCACCGGACGCAUGCCAAUGCCUACUUCCCGCGGCCCACUGGGAACGAGCUUUACUCUCUGUCUGAUAUCCAAGGAACCAUCCAAAAAGGGUUCGAUGGUGUCCGGCUGGAGAAUGUACCCGUGGUUGCUCCGAGCCUCUGGCCGCAGGGCGGAGAAGAGCUGAUCGAGUCACUGGGCUUGAUUGUGCGCAGGGGUGAGCAUUUGCUCAUUUCUGGCCCAAAUGGCGUGGGCAAGACUGCCAUUUCAAGAAUCCUGGCAGGCCUAUGGCCUGUAUACCGUGGGCUCGUGAGUCGGCCCAAGUCCAUUGGCGAGGAUGGCAUCAUGUUCUUGCCCCAGCGUCCAUAUCUCAGCAUUGGUACGCUACGUGACCAAGUCAUAUAUCCAGAUGGUGAGCUGGACAUGCGACUCAAACGCAAGUCCGAGGACGACCUGAAGAGCGUUCUUGAUGCCGCCCGUCUGGGAUACCUGCCUGACCGAGAAGGUGGCUGGGACACUCGGAAGGAGUGGAAAGACGUUCUCAGCGGCGGCGAGAAGCAGCGUGUUGGGUUUGCGCGUCUUCUGUACCAUGAACCCCAGUACGCCAUCAUUGACGAAGGCACAAGUGCCGUGUCCAGCGACGUCGAAGGUCUACUAUACGAGACGUGCAAGGAGAGAGGAAUUACCCUGAUCACCAUCUCAACCCGCGCCUCCCUGAAGAAAUACCACACCUUCAACCUUGUCCUGGGCAUGGGCGGCAACGGUGACGAAUGGGAAUUCGAGCGCAUCGGCACAGAACGCGAGAAGAUGCAGGUGGAGCGCGAGCUCCAGGAGCUGCGCGAGCGACUUGCCCAGGUUGAGCAGUGGAAAUCGCGCCGUGAGGAGAUUGAGAAGGAGCUCGCUCAGGUCUGGACUGAGAGCGGGGAGGAUCCCUUGAGCCCGCCGCCGUAUACUGUUGAGGAAACCCAACCGGAAUCUGCUCUGUCUGAAGAACUUGUGAAGGUGGACGAUGAGGUGAAGAGUGGGAGUGAGUAAAAGUAGGGAUGGGUGAAUGGAUGAAUUCGGGCAUGUAUGAGUAUCAAUGCUUGCAUGGGAAUGAGGUGAAUUGGAAUGUCUUGUAUUAGAUCUGUGUUAUCUUGAUGGUCGCGAUCUCGAUACUGCUCGUUCUCUAUUCUUCUUCACGGGCGCCAUUGAGUGUCGUGUAUUCCGUAGAGCCAUCUCCAUGUAACCUAUUUCGGUUGAAGCACACGUUGAUUACUAUGUCGCAGCUCAGCACUUGCUUCAAAUUCAUUCUCAGCGCUCAGUAUUCGAAGUCGAAGGUUAGGUUAAGCACCAACGAUUCCCC
This is a messenger RNA of Pseudomassariella vexata, 3033 nucleotides long. RefSeq names its product lipid transporter. Gene Ontology annotation, cellular component: peroxisomal membrane. The transcript is spliced from 4 exons. The record is from RefSeq and is a predicted model, not a curated record. Gene Ontology annotation, biological process: peroxisome organization; long-chain fatty acid import into peroxisome; very long-chain fatty acid catabolic process. Lineage: Eukaryota; Fungi; Ascomycota; Sordariomycetes; Amphisphaeriales; Pseudomassariaceae. Bases 234 to 2723 code for a protein of 829 amino acids. Gene Ontology annotation, molecular function: ATP hydrolysis activity; ABC-type transporter activity; ATP binding.